Mus pahari (shrew mouse) is the source of this 2814-nucleotide messenger RNA. RefSeq names its product nuclear receptor subfamily 1 group H member 4 (gene Nr1h4). Bases 374 to 1798 code for a protein of 474 amino acids. The record is from RefSeq and is a predicted model, not a curated record. Gene Ontology annotation, biological process: positive regulation of transcription by RNA polymerase II; negative regulation of transcription by RNA polymerase II; bile acid signaling pathway. The transcript is spliced from 11 exons. Gene Ontology annotation, molecular function: zinc ion binding; RNA polymerase II cis-regulatory region sequence-specific DNA binding; nuclear receptor activity. NCBI's taxonomy places the organism in Eukaryota, Metazoa, Chordata, Mammalia, Rodentia, Muridae.
GUAUGCCGGAAGGCCGCCUGUGGUCACCCAGGCUUCUACUUCAGUCUCUCCUCCUUCUCCUCCUCAGCCCACUGUCUCCCCAUCUCACCCCGGAGAAGAACCGAGUUCUGAGCGUCUACAGCAAAAAUUGGAAAGGAAGACUGGGCUCCGAAUCCUCUCAGGGCCUUGGACAUCUCUGUCCCAAAGCAAUCCAAAGCUCAGUCUCCUAAUGGUUCUAAAACUCCCCUGACCAGUCCCCCAACUGAAGAAGGAUUAUUCAAGCACGUAAGCCUGUGGCUGGGCACUUCUCCCACCCAAUGAUGGAGGGUUCUUAUUUGAAGACCACCAACCCAGAAACACAUUCUCAAGUUGAAAAGUUUGAGUGGUAUCCAAAAUGAAUCUGAUUGGGCACUCCCAUUUACAGGCUACGGACGAGUUUCCUUUUCCUGAAAGCUUAUUUGGUGUGCUAACAGAACACGCCGCAGGUCCCCUGGGGCAGAACCUGGAUUUGGAACCGUACUCCCCAUACAACAAUGUCCAGUUUCCUCAGGUUCAGCCACAGAUUUCCUCCUCGUCUUAUUAUUCCAACCUGGGUUUCUACCCCCAACAACCGGAAGACUGGUACUCUCCUGGAAUCUAUGAACUCAGGCGGAUGCCCGCUGAAACUAUGUACCAGGGAGAGACUGAGGUAUCGGAGAUGCCUAUGACAAAGAAGCCGCGAAUGGCUGCGUCAUCGGCGGGCAGAAUAAAAGGGGAUGAGCUGUGUGUUGUCUGUGGAGACAAGGCCUCUGGGUACCACUACAAUGCGCUCACCUGCGAGGGCUGCAAAGGUUUCUUCCGAAGAAGCAUUACCAAAAACGCCGUGUACAAGUGUAAGAACGGGGGCAACUGCGUGAUGGACAUGUACAUGCGCAGGAAGUGCCAGGAGUGCCGGCUAAGGAAGUGCAGAGAGAUGGGGAUGUUGGCUGAAUGUAUGUAUACAGGUUUGUUAACUGAAAUCCAGUGUAAAUCUAAACGGCUAAGGAAAAAUGUGAAGCAGCACGCGGAUCAGACCGUGAAUGAGGACGACAGCGAAGGGCGUGACUUGAGACAAGUGACCUCCACAACCAAGUCAUGCAGGGAGAAAACUGAACUCACUGCAGACCAGCAGACCCUCCUGGAUUAUAUUAUGGAUUCAUACAGCAAACAGAGAAUGCCGCAGGAAAUCACAAAUAAAAUCUUAAAAGAAGAAUUUAGUGCAGAAGAAAAUUUUCUCAUAUUAACAGAAAUGGCAACCAGUCAUGUGCAGAUUCUCGUAGAAUUCACAAAAAAGCUUCCAGGGUUUCAGACACUGGACCACGAAGAUCAGAUUGCUUUGCUCAAAGGGUCCGCAGUGGAGGCCAUGUUUCUUCGUUCGGCGGAGAUUUUCAAUAAGAAACUUCCUGCUGGACAUGCAGACCUGUUGGAAGAAAGAAUCCGAAAGAGCGGCAUCUCUGAUGAGUAUAUAACCCCGAUGUUCAGUUUCUAUAAAAGUGUUGGGGAACUCAAAAUGACUCAGGAGGAGUACGCUCUGCUCACAGCGAUCGUCAUCCUCUCUCCAGACAGACAAUACAUAAAGGACCGAGAGGCGGUGGAAAAGCUCCAGGAACCGCUGCUUGAUGUGCUACAGAAGCUGUGCAAGAUGUACCAGCCCGAGAACCCUCAGCACUUUGCCUGCCUCCUGGGUCGCCUGACGGAGCUUCGGACAUUCAACCAUCACCACGCUGAGAUGCUGAUGUCUUGGAGAGUGAAUGACCACAAGUUCACCCCGCUCCUCUGUGAGAUCUGGGAUGUGCAGUGAUGGACACGGGUGGGGCUGGCUCCUUGUCCUCCUCGGAACAGAAACCUGGUUUCAUUUGUACCUGGUUUCACUCAAGAAUCUCAAUGAAUAUUUAUGUGGCAAUUAUACACCUCCCACAGUUGUAAAUACAGACUAGAUAGAGUUGCUUUCCCCACACUGUAUUUUACAAGGCUUCAGGAAACCCCACUGGCAUGCCCCCUUUUGCCUAAUUAAAUCAAUUGUUACUUCAAUUCUAUCUACUGAGCUAGGGACAUUUUAUUCUUCAUUCGACAAUAUUAUAUAUAUAUUUUAUAAAGUUGAGCUGUUUUCAACUGAGACAAUAAACUGAAUGUAAUAGCAAGGAGACUUCUCAUUUGGGAAAAAAAAAAAAAAAGAUUGAGGAGUAUCUCUUUAAGUGAUGAUGGAAAUCUUACUGAGUUGGAGGGCAGGUGAUUUCCAGAAAGUAAACUCUUACAAUAGAAAAGUAAUGUUUCCAUCCCCGCAGAAGUCAUGUUUGAUGUUCAUUGGUUCAGGAAGUUAAUAGUUUUUCUGCAUAAAAUAGUCCCUGAAGCCACCCCACCCUCAAGACAGUUGGGGUCUUGAAAAGGCAUUUACUAAUAGAGCAUGCAAAUAACUCUUAGAAAAGUACACUGUGGCUUCAGCACACACAGCCUCCCUCUGCUCCCUCCCCCAACGGUUUUCACUCCUGCAGCUGGAUGCACAGCUGUUAGAUACUUCCCCAAAGCAGGAACUGGUUCAUUUCCUUCCUUCGUUAUUCAACUGUGGCAGUCUUCUCCCUGUUCUCCUUUGCCUAAUACAAUGAAAUACCUUCUGUAAGUAAUGAGCUGAAAUCUCCCUUUCUCUUGAAGUAAGCCCAAAUGGAGCUUGCUUCCUAAGCAAAGAAUCUAUAGAGAAAUACAAAUGCUAGAUUCCAAAUCCAGCGCUGCUUGGAUUCUAUUCCAUACCACAAGGAAAGUCACCUGUUUUGUUUUGUUUUGUUUUGUUUUGUUUUGUAUUAUGAGACAGGGUUUCUCUGU